AUGGUGGAGCCCAAACCAGAGCUAAAAAGAGCCUCAGAUCUCCAUGGCGUUAGGAUCAACUCCUCUGAUGGUUUGGUGCUGUACGCAGCUGGUGGGCAGCGCAGUGUGGCUGUGAUGUCACUCAGCGUGUCAGACGGCCACCUGUUGCUUUUGUUGGAUGGCGGAAAGAGGAAGGUCAGCAUGCGGAGCUGCAAGAAGUACAACGACAACCAGUGGCACACGGUGUUUAUAAAACGCGAAGGCGAGAAGAUCAGCCUUAUAGUGGACGGUAUCAGUGCUCAGUCUAAGAGAAUCCCUGGAGGAGACCGGACUCGUCUUGCUGGGCCUUUAUAUGUUGGAGGAGUUCCGGCCUCACUGGCGGCUCCAGGCUCUGGUGGCUUCGUCGGUUGUGUCAGGGACCUGACGCUAAACGAAGCCCUUGCAAAAAGUCCCGCUCAUAGUCAGGGGACGGUGCCCUGCUUCCAGAGUCCUCUCCAGCCCGGAGCGUAUUUCUCUGGCCAGGGAGGACACAUGGCAAUAGAUGAGUCCUUGGUUCUAGGUCGGGAUCUGGAAAUCCAGUUGGAGUUUCGGCCGUUGGACUCUGGGCUGCUGUUGCAUGCUGGGACGUCACCUGACCAACGCCUGAGUUUGGUUCUCAGACAGGGACAGGUGACUGUUUCAUUAAACAGCGGCAAAGGUGAAUUCUCUACCUCCUUUACUCCUGAGGAACCUCUAUGUAAUGGACGCUGGCACACAAUCACAAUGGUGAAGAAGAACAAUGUCCUGCAGCUGCAUGUUGAUGCAGCCAGUGAGCACAGCGUCGGCCCCAAACAGAGCCGCUCUGCAGGGUCCAAAGAGACCGUUUACCUUGGAGGGGUACCUGAUGGCGUCACAGUUCAUGGUCUGCCUGCAGGCCUGCCAGACUUCCACGGCUGCAUCCGCCAAGCGACGAUCAACCGCAGACCUGCCAUGCUGUCCAAACCCCUCGCUGUGUAUGGAGCCGUGGGGACGCAGGGCUGCCCACACAUGUAAACCCAAUACAGUCUUAUCUUCACAUUCCCCAACUGCAAAUUACUGGUGAUGGGUGUCAUGUUACUGUAGCUAAUUUAAAAUAUAUAUUAAUAUUUAUUUUCUAUUUUCAGAAAAAUUUAUUUUAUAUUUUACAGUUUGUUGUUGCAAUAUUACUGGUUUGUUAUUGUACUACAGGGUGCUAUAACAACUCCAUAUAGAUGCACUGAUACAAGUGACUGCUACAAGAUAUAAAAUAUCAACUCUAAAAUCUAAAGAUAAUUCUGAAAUGUGAAGUUUAUUGUCAAUGAAGGCAACACUGCUUGAAUUUUCUUGCUUUUGAAAGCAAAUGGUGAAAAGUAAAUGUCAAUCGUCCAAACACAUUUUCUGGAUCUGCAUUAUAUAUUAAAGUAAAUGAUGUAUACAGUUGUGUAUCGUGUAUCUCUAGCAGAGAAUGUUAAGAAUACCUACUGAGUCGGUACACUGUGAAAACUGAUGUAUGAGCAACGUCCUCAAGCAGUGCAGAUGGGCAAUGUCACCUGGGACUGGACAUUUGGGAAUAUCAGACUCUCAGUGAUGCAA
This is a messenger RNA of Cyclopterus lumpus (lumpfish), 1569 nucleotides long. RefSeq names its product laminin subunit alpha-4-like. Lineage: Eukaryota; Metazoa; Chordata; Actinopteri; Perciformes; Cyclopteridae. The record is from RefSeq and is a predicted model, not a curated record.